AUGACCCUACCUAUUCCACCAAAGGGCGCUGCCUCGGAGCCAUCUCGGGGAUUUAGUGCUUCCGAAGCCUUGACGCCACUCAUCGAAUCGACCUAUACUUCCCCAGACAUUACUUGCUUCAUCAAUGGGAGGAGGACUAUCAUUAGCAAUCCAAACCCACAUUGGACGUUGCUGGACUACAUCCGCGCACAGCCGGACCUCAAGGGUACCAAGCUAGGGUGCGGCGAAGGAGGGUGUGGAGCAUGCACAGUGGUAUUGCAGGUGGGAGACCGACGCAAUGAUCAAAGGAGGAUACAGCAUCUCGCAGUGAAUGCAUGUCUAUUCCCGCUGGUCGGCAUCGACGGCAAACAUGUCAUUACCGUCGAAGGCAUUGGUAACGUCGACAGACCGCACCCACUGCAGGAGCGGAUAGCGAAGCUUCACGGCAGCCAAUGUGGAUUUUGCACGCCUGGGAUUGUCAUGAGCUUGUAUGCCGUAGUCAGAAACUCGUACAGCCCUGCGACGAAGAAGUUCCAUCUCAGCGCUCAUGAGAUCGAGAUGGAAGGCCACUUGGACGGCAACCUUUGCCGAUGUACAGGAUACAAACCCAUCUUGAACGCUGCCAAGACAUUCGUAACCGAAGACUUGAAGGGACAACUUGUCGAAGAAGACGAGCCAACGACUGCAGAUGCUGAGAAGUUUGCCAAGGAGGUGGUCGACUUUACCAAGACCAGCGCUUCUACACAGUCAAAGGUGUCGUGCGGACGGCCUGGAGGCUGCUGUCGAGACCGGCCUUUGACAUCAGAUAGCAGCUCGUGUGGCAGCAAGUCUGCAACGUCAUCGCCGCCGACAGAACCAUCUUCGACAUCGGACGACGAACACAUUCCCGCGAUCGUUGACGCAAAGAAAGAGCCACAGACGGACCGCGACUUGAGCGGAGCAGACUACGCGAAGCCCAUGAAGAGCAAGGAGCACAAUGCAGAUGCUGAAACCAAGGCUACAACAAUACUUGCAGCUCCUGCUGCACCGUCAGAAAGAGGUGUUCCUCGAGUCGAAUUUCGAGAAUACAUGCCGGAUACAGAGCUUAUUUUCCCCCCAGCACUGUGGAAGUGUGAGCCUCAGCCGUUGUGCUACGGCAACGAGAAGAAAAUCUGGUUCCGACCUACAAAGCUGGAGCAUCUGACCGAGCUGAAAGAUGCCUAUCCGUCUGCGAAGCUUGUAGGAGGCGCUAGUGAAGUGCAGGUCGAGGUGCGCUUCAAAAAUUCCGACUUUGCUGUGUCUGUCUAUGUGUCGGACAUUGCAGAAUUGAAGCACACCAAACUUGCAACAGAUGCAGAGUUGGACAAUGCAAAAGAACUGGUCGUGGCAGCGAACACACCAUUGACUGAACUGGAGGCGAUUUGCAAGGACGUAUAUGCAAAGCUAGGUAAACGGGCAAUGGUACUGGAGGCCCUGCGAAAGCAGCUUCGGUACUUUGCUGGUCGACAGAUUCGCAACGUUGCAUCGCUUGCUGGAAACAUCGCAACAGCUUCACCAAUUUCCGACGCGAAUCCGGUGUUGAUAGCAGCUGGUGCAACGCUGGAGGCAGUCAACAAGAAAGACGGCAGUGUCAGCCUUCCAAUGUCGAAGUUCUUUCUCGCCUAUCGAACGACGACCUUGCCGCCCGAUGCUGCCAUCGCGCGCAUUCGUAUACCCAUCCCUCCCAAAGGCACCAGGGAAGUAUUGAAAGCGUACAAGCAGGCCAAACGGAAAGACGACGAUAUCGCCAUCGUCACGGCUGCGUUCCGGAUACGUCUCGAUCCGCAAGACUGUGUUGAAGGUGUGUCUAUCGUAUAUGGCGGCAUGGCACCGACAACGAAAGAAUCACCAAAGACCCAAGCCGCUCUGUUGGGCAAGCCCUGGUUCCACUCAGAAACCCUGGAUGCCGCUCUCAGUGGCUUACUUGAGGAUUACGAUCUACCGUACGGUGUUCCGGGAGGCAUGGCGGAUUACCGAAAGACACUCACACUUUCGCUCUUCUUCCGGUUCUGGCACGAGUCUGCCGCAGAACUCGGACUGGGCAACGUGGAUGAACAAGUCGUCGAUGAGAUACAUCGCUCCAUCUCAACCGGCACAAGAGACGAAUACAAUCCUCACGAACAACGUGUUGUGGGCAAACAGGUUGCACAUCUCUCCGCUCUAAAGCAGUGCACAGGAGAGGCCGAAUACGUCGACGACAUGCCACGGCUCGACCGUGAGCUUUUCGGCGGCCUGGUACUGUCAGCAAAAGCCCACGCCAACCUCCUCAGCGUGGACUGGGAGCCUGCGCUCGCCAUGCCAGGUGUCGUUGGCUACAUCGACAAGAACAGCAUCCCUGCCGACGUCAACGUGUGGGGUUCCAUGAAGAAGGACGAGUUGUUCUUCGCAGACGACAAGGUCCUCAGCCACGGACAGGUCAUUGGAAUGGUAUAUGCGGACACUGCGCUAGAAGCUCAGGCGGCUGCACGUGCAGUCAAGGUCGAAUACGAAGUGCUCAAGCCAAUCUUGACCAUCGACGAAGCCAUUGCCGCCAACAGCUUCUUUGCACAUGGCAAGCACUUGAGGAAGGGUCUUGCCAUUGAUGACAGGAUGGACGACGCCUUUGCUCAGUGCGACAGAAUCUUCCACGGCGUAACGAGGAUGGGCGGACAGGAGCAUUUCUAUCUCGAAACGAAUGCGGCGCUCUCUAUUCCGUCUGGCGAGGACGGUGCAGUGGAAGUCUGGUCGUCUACACAAAACACCAUGGAGACGCAAGAGUUUGUCAGCGCGGUUCUGGGUGUGCCAAGUAACCGCAUUAAUUGCCGCGUGAAGCGCAUGGGAGGCGGGUUUGGAGGCAAAGAGUCCCGCAGUGUCCCCUUCGCCGUCUACACUGCCAUCGCUGCUAGGAAAGAGAAGCGGCCAGUGCGAAUCAUGCUGACCCGUGACGAAGACAUGCUGCUCAGCGGCCAAAGACAUCCAUUCCAGGCACGCUGGAAAGUCGGCGUUUCGAAAGAGGGGAAACUGCUUGCUCUGGAAGCCGAUGUCUACAACAACGGUGGCUUCUCGCAAGACAUGAGCGGUUCGGUGAUGGACCGAUGUCUUACGCACCUCGACAAUUCCUACGAGUGUCCCAAUGUCUUUCUGCGUGCGCAUGUCUGCCGAACGAACAUCCACAGCAACACAGCCUAUCGCGGCUUCGGCGCACCCCAAGGCAUGUACUUUGCGGAGACGCUCAUGUACAACAUUGCCGAGGGUCUGGGAAUGGACGUCGAUACGUUGCGCCAAAAGAACCUCUACACCAUCGGCCAACACACUCCCUUCUUCCAGAAGAUCGAUGAGGAUUGGCAUGUACCCAUGCUCCUGCAUCAGCUCUCCAAAUCCGCAGACUACGAGCGCAGAAAAUCCGAAGUCCAGUCUUUCAACACGGCCAACCGGUGGAAGAAACGCGGCAUCACUCUCAUUCCGUGCAAAUUCGGACUCAGCUUCGCCACAGCUUUGCAUCUCAACCAAGCCGCCGCCUACGUCAAGAUCUACGCCGACGGCAGCGUGUUGCUGCACCAUGGCGGGACAGAGAUGGGCCAAGGUCUGUACACGAAGAUGUGCCAGAUUGCAGCCCAGGAGUUGGGCACGCCGCUCGACUCCAUCUACACACAAGACUCGCAGACGUAUCAGAUUGCCAAUGCGUCGCCGACCGCAGCGUCUUCAGGUUCCGAUCUGAACGGGAUGGCGGUGAAGAACGCAUGCGACCAGAUCAAUGAGCGCUUGGCACCGUACAGAGAAAAGUACGGGGCUGAUGCACCGCUGAAGACACUUGCACAUGCUGCCUACGUUGACAGGGUGAACCUCGCAGCCAACGGGUUUUGGAAAAUGCCAAAGGUGGGAUACAUUUGGGGCGACACAAACUGGGACACGGUGAAGCCGAUGUACUACUACUGGACGCAGGGAGCGGCGAUCAGUGAGGUCGAGCUUGAUCUGCUGACCGGAGACCACACUGUGUUGCGGAGCGACAUCAUGAUGGACGUGGGCAACUCGAUCAACCCAGCCAUCGACUACGGCCAGAUCGAAGGCGCCUUUGUGCAGGGCCAGGGCCUGUUCACCAUGGAAGAAUCGCUCUGGCACACCGCGUCGGGCCAGCUCUUCACAAAGGGCCCCGGCACGUACAAGAUCCCCGGCUUCAGCGACAUCCCGCAGAUCUUCAACGCAUCCAUGCUGCGCACCGACAACGACGGGAACCCGCUGUCGUGGAACCACCUGCGCAGCGUGCAGAGCUCAAAGGGCAUCGGAGAGCCGCCGCUGUUCUUGGGGAGCACCGUGUUCUUCGCGUUGAGAGAGGCCGUGAAAGCGGCGAGGCGGAUGAACGGCGCGACGACCGUGCCGGGGGAGUGGAGCUUUGACUCGCCGUCGACGUGUGAGCGGCUGAGGUUGGCGGUGGGGGAUGAUUUGGUCAGGAGGGCGGCGACGGUGCGGAAGGAGGGGGAUGUGCCGUUUUUGACGGCCGUUGCUUGA
Molecule: messenger RNA, 4482 nt
Organism: Ascochyta rabiei
Lineage: Eukaryota; Fungi; Ascomycota; Dothideomycetes; Pleosporales; Didymellaceae
Exons: 2
Coding region: 1-4482 (1493 amino acids)
Molecular function (GO): FAD binding; iron ion binding; oxidoreductase activity
Source: RefSeq, a predicted model, not a curated record